AAGCAGAGCAGCACCGCCUGAAUCGGAUGUUUUCCUUCCUCCUCUGUUCUUUCUUCUCUUUCUUUCCCUCGCCCCUCGCCACACUUCUCCUUCUCCUCCCCCAUAAAUUUCUCUUCUUUGACUCUUUCUCUCUCUUCUCUCUCUCUCCUCCGCGUCUCCGCUUUUCCAGGGUGCUUUCCUUCUCCUUCUCCGCGACCCAUCUCCCAUCGCCUCCCUGUGAAGCGACCCAGUUGAGCUCCCAUGGCGAAUUUCGCCCCCUUCCCGUCUUCUUCCCUGGAGAAGCCCCCGAGCUUCUUCACCGCCUCCUCCUCCUCCUCCUCCUCUGCCCCUCCGGCUGAUGCUGCUGCCGGCGGCGGCGGCGGCGACGACGUCUUCGAGGAGGACGGCUGCAGCAUCUGCCUCGAGUGUUUCACCUCCCAGGACCCCGCCACUGUUACGACUUGCAAUCAUGAAUAUCACCUUCAAUGUAUUCUUGAAUGGUCACAAAGAAGCAAAGAAUGCCCAAUCUGUUGGCAGUUACUUUCCCUGAAGGACCCUGGCAGCCAAGAGCUUCUCAGUGCUGUUGAGCAGGAAAGAAAGAGAAGGUCGAGGAACAGAUCUACCCCUUCACCGACCACUGUCAUCAGUUUCCCUGAGGAUUUUGGCAUCGGACAAGAUCUUUCCUCACAAGAUGUCUCAGAUAUUGAUGAGCGUGUUCUGCAGCAUUUAGCUGCUGCAGUGAGUAGGGCUCAUUAUGUACGCAGAAGGGAGAGACAGAGAUCCUCUGGACUUGGUUCUUCCAGAGUCCGUGUUUCUAGCUCUCCAGACAAUUCCCCCGGGAUGCACCAUUCACACCUGACUAAUACAGAAGGGCAAGAAGGUUUAAUUGUUGAAUCUUCUAGUAGUGAUUUAACUUCUGGAACUCCAAUCUGUCUAAACAUUCGUCCUCAAUCCCCAAUGUCCUCUCCUAUUGCAAACAUGGCUCCCGGCGCUGCAGUCAAUGGAGGAACUUUUGGUAGCAGAAUUCUUCAGAGCCAGAUACGAGUUAACAGUCAUCAGAGCCCACAGGAACCUAGUCCACCUGAAAUUUCCUCCUUCUCAGAGUCUUUAAAAUCUAAGUUCUCUUCUGCAACUGCCAGAUACAAGGAGUCAAUCUCAAAGGGCACUAGAGGUUUGAAGGAGAAGAUACUUGCACGCAACAGCUCAGUCAAGGAGCUGAGUAAGGGAGUUCAGCGUGAGAUGAGUGCUGGAAUUGCUGGUGUUGCCCGAAUUAUUGAGCGCCUAGACCUGACUCCUAAGCGAUCUGGAACCUCUGCUUCUGUCGCUGGUCAUGUCGUAGAAACUUCGAAUUUCUCCACCAGGGAAAAGAGUUCUCUGGAGGAUCUUCUGACUCAAUCUUUUAGAGAUGGUACAGAAAUAGUGCACAACAUAAGUCCAGAUGCAGAAUUGCAUGACAUGGGUAAUAUCCCAGGUCGACUUGAAGUUAUUCCAACCCAGGAGAGACAUUGACGCUGCUGUAUUGUGGGAUGGCCGUGAGCUAUAUUGGUUUUUCUACUUGUGGCUCGUGCGAAGGCAAGUGAAGCAAGUGACGUACUGUUAGAAAACCAACUUCCUCAUUGGUUUCUGCGUCCUGCAUCCACUGUUCAUGUGAAGGAACCAUCAGCUGAUUGUUUAACAUAUGAAAGCAUUCUUUCUAUGUACUUGUGGGUAUUGAAGAGUCAUUGGAUAAUUCUCAUAUUGCUUAUGUUUCUAUUCACAAAGUCGCUUGCACCUUCAAGAAUUCAAAGAUACUUCCAUUUCCUCCUAUACAAUUUACUAUGGACAGACCAAGAUGCUGAAUGUCUUUCACUAUGGGGAUCAUACAGAAACACUUCUCCAA
Syzygium oleosum is the source of this 1858-nucleotide messenger RNA. RefSeq names its product E3 ubiquitin-protein ligase RHF1A. The transcript is spliced from 8 exons. Bases 241 to 1488 code for a protein of 415 amino acids. Lineage: Eukaryota; Viridiplantae; Streptophyta; Magnoliopsida; Myrtales; Myrtaceae. Gene Ontology annotation, molecular function: ubiquitin-protein transferase activity. The record is from RefSeq and is a predicted model, not a curated record.